Molecule: messenger RNA, 2513 nt
Organism: Linum tenue
Lineage: Eukaryota; Viridiplantae; Streptophyta; Magnoliopsida; Malpighiales; Linaceae
Source: the annotation of a GenBank genome assembly
AUCCCCCAUUUCUCCUCUUUCCUUGCCCCUUUUUUCCAUUUAUCAUUUUUCUUCAUUCAUUGAUCCAGUUAUUGUCUCCUAAAUCCCAACCCCAUUUCUGAUUUGUUUUUCCAAAAUUUUGUUCUUUAGAAUUAUAUCAUAUCAAUAUCGCAUCACAUAUAUUAUUCGUGUUUGAAAUUUCAUCGACUUGUGGUAAUUGGGCUCGCGUUUAGAGACCUCGCGCCCAGAGGAUGCCACAGGAAUCGUCCUCUGAGCAAGACCUUGACGAUUCUGAUGCUGAUUUCGUGGAGAUUGAUCCCACUGGUCGCUAUGGUCGGUACAAAGAGAUUCUAGGAAAAGGUGCUUUCAAAAAAGUAUAUAGAGCAUUUGAUGAAUUGGAAGGGAUAGAGGUAGCUUGGAAUCAAGUGAAGGUGGCCGAUCUGUUGCGUAACUCUGUGGAUUUGGAGCGCUUAUAUUCUGAAGUUCAUUUGCUCAAGACAUUGAAGCAUAAGAACAUCAUCAAGUUUUACAAUUCGUGGGUCGAUACCAAAAGCGAGAACAUCAACUUCAUCACUGAGAUUUUCACUUCUGGAACUUUACGACAGUAUCGGAAGAAACACAAACAUGUGGAUAUAAGAGCAUUGAAGAAAUGGUCCAGACAGAUUUUAGAAGGACUUUUAUAUCUUCACAGUCACGACCCACCAGUUAUCCAUAGGGAUUUGAAAUGUGACAACAUAUUUGUUAAUGGGAACCAAGGUGAAGUGAAGAUAGGGGACUUGGGUUUGGCUGCUAUUCUUCAGCAGGCUCGUGCUGCUCAUAGUGUUAUUGGUACCCCUGAGUUCAUGGCGCCUGAACUUUAUGAGGAGGAAUACAAUGAGCUUGUCGAUAUCUAUGCAUUUGGCAUGUGCUUGUUGGAGCUAGUUACCUUUGAGUAUCCAUACGUUGAAUGCUCAAAUGCCGCUCAAAUAUAUAAGAAAGUGACAUCGGGUAUUAAACCAGCAUCAUUGGCAAAGGUAAAAGAUCAUAAUGUGAAAGAAUUUAUUCAAAAGUGUAUAGCAAGUGUCUCGGAUCGAUUGUCUGCUAGAGAACUCUUGAUCGAUCCAUUUCUUCUACGAGAUGAAGAAAUUGAAUCUAUAGGACAGGGUUUACCACCAAGUGCUACCCAUUCAGAAGAAUGUGGGAGUGGAGGUAUCGAUCACACCGAUUUCUUAAGAAUUGGAGGGUAUUGUUCAAGGGAUCACACUAGAGACUUCAUUGUACAAGGUCAGAGAAAAGAUGUCAAUACAAUAUUCUUGAAGUUAAGAAUUGCGGACUCUACAGGUCAUUUUCACAAUAUACACUUCCCUUUUGAUAUUGAAGUGGACACGGCUAUUGCUGUUGCAAGUGAAAUGGUUGAGGAGUUGGACUUAACCGAUCAAGAUGUAUCAAUGAUUUCUGAAAUGAUUGAUACAGAAAUUCGAUCACAUAUUCCAAACUGGGCAACUGAGCCAAAUGAUGAGGUUGAAGACAUCAUAGAUUCACACACCGUUGAUAAUGAAAACAAGGAUGAUGAAAAUAUGGGUGGUGGUUCUCCCUUUUCUAAUGAAUCAACUUGCUCAGGUGCUCUUGCGCUGGAAAGAUUGCCUUCGGGGAGAAAAUACUGGUCUGACUCUCCUAAGGGAAUUGGACUAAGCUCUCCAAAAAGAUCUGAACCAUCUCACUUAGUUGAUCAUGAAGAUUCUCACUCUGGUCAUGAACAUAAUCAUCAUGAUAGUGGUAUUGCAAGUGAAAUAUUGGUUGUUGGGGAAGCUGCAAAUGAUGAAAAAGAAAGUAAAGAUAAAGAUAGUGUUGGGAUUGCAACUCCAGUUGAAUUAGAUGUUAAGCUAGUGGGUGAAAAACUUAAGUAUUUCUUACAAAAGCAGCAGGAGGAAUUGGAUGAACUAAAGAGAAAACAUGAAGGAGAUAUCUUAGACUUUUUAAGGGAAUUCCCUCCUGGAAUUCGUAGGGAGAUAUUGAGUACUUGUACCUUAGAACUACCUAAAUUCAGGAUUUCUAGGAGCAACAACAUGUGAGAAAAUAAUUUUAGAUGUGGUCUUGUUUAGUAUUGAGCAACAACUAUAAAUGGUGGAUGUGAUUAGGCUAGCUUGGAUUUUUGGACGUGGCUUCCUCAUGAUGGAGGGGUGAUAUUGAAAAAAGGAAAAUGAAGGGGCCAAUAACUUGUGAAGAUCAUAGGACCUCUACAGCGACCACCAGGCAAAAUAUGGAACAUUUAUGCAUAAAUUUGAUGAAAUGUACUUAAUCAACAUUAUUAGACUUAGAGUCAAUUAUGUGCAUAAAUAGAAGGAUAUGGAGCAUUUAUUGCAAUCGUCAGCUCAUGCCAAAAGUUAGGAGAAAGCAUUAACAUAUGUUAGGGUAAAACAUUGCCAAAUAUGUUUCAUCUCUUGUGUUUUUUGCCCUUUUGCACAAAAGGAAGAAAUGUUGGCUCACUGUAUACUUGUAUAUAAGGUUCCCAAUUUUUGCUCAAUUCUUUUUCUAUAUGAAACAUACAUUAAGGU